UCCGCGCCCGGCCCCGGCGCCCCGCGCCCCGGCCCCCCGCGCGCCCCGGCCCCCGCGCCCGCCCGCGCCGCCGCCGCCGACUUUCUGCAUGACGGUCACAAAGAUGUCCUGGCGUCCGCAGUACCGCAGCUCCAAGUUCCGGAACGUCUACGGGAAGGUGGCCAACCGGGAGCACUGCUUCGACGGGGUCCCCAUCACCAAGAACGUGCACGACAACCACUUCUGCGCCGUCAACGCCCGCUUCCUGGCCAUCGUCACGGAGAGCGCGGGGGGCGGCUCCUUCCUGGUCAUCCCCCUGGAGCAGACAGGCAGGAUCGAGCCCAACUACCCCAAGGUCUGUGGCCACCAGGGGAAUGUGCUGGAUGUCAAGUGGAACCCCUUCAUUGACAACAUCAUCGCCUCCUGCUCCGAGGACACGUCGGUGCGGAUCUGGGAGAUCCCCGAGGGCGGCUUGAAGCGCAACAUGACCGUGGCGCGGCUGGAGCUGCACGGGCACAGCCGGCGCGUGGGGCUGGUGGAGUGGCACCCCACCACCAACAACAUCCUGUUCAGCGCCGGCUACGACUACAAGGUUCUCAUCUGGAACCUGGACGUGGGCGAGCCGGUGAAGAUGAUCGACUGCCACACGGACGUGGUCCUGUGCAUGUCCUUCAACACGGACGGCAGCCUGCUCGCCACCACCUGCAAGGACAAGAAGCUGCGCGUGAUCGAGCCCCGCUCCGGCCGCGUCCUGCAGGAGGCGAACUGCAAGAACCACAGGGUGAACAGGGUGGUCUUCCUGGGGAACAUGAAGCGGCUGCUCACCACGGGGGUCUCCAGGUGGAACACCAGACAGAUCGCCCUCUGGGACCAGGAGGACCUCUCCAUGCCGCUGAUCGAGGAGGAGAUUGACGGGCUCUCCGGCCUCCUGUUCCCCUUCUAUGAUGCUGACACCCACAUGCUCUACCUUGCUGGGAAGGGCGAUGGGAACAUCCGGUACUACGAGCUCAGCACGGAGAAGCCCUACCUGAGUUACCUCAUGGAGUUCCGCUCCCCGGCCCCCCAGAAAGGCCUCGGGGUCAUGCCCAAACACGGACUGGACGUGUCGGCCUGCGAGGUGUUCCGUUUCUACAAGCUGGUGACCCUCAAGGGCCUGAUCGAGCCCAUCUCCAUGAUCGUACCCAGGAGGUCGGAUUCCUACCAGGAAGACAUUUACCCCAUGACGCCGGGCACCGAGCCAGCCCUGACCCCGGAUGAGUGGCUGGGGGGCAUGAACCGAGACCCUGUGUUGAUGUCUUUGAAGGAAGGCUACAAGAAGACCUCCAAAGCGGUGUUCAAAGCCCCCAUCAGAGACAAGAAGAGCGUCGUGGUCAACGGAAUAGACCUACUGGAGAACGUGCCGCCCAGGACCGAGAACGAGCUGCUCAGAAUGUUCUUCCGGCAGCAGGACGAGAUCCGGCGGCUGAAAGAGGAGCUGGCCCAGAAAGACAUCCGCCUUCGGCAGCUCCAGCUAGAACUGAACAACCUGCGCAACAGUCCCAAGAACUGCUAGCCCCCCGCCCCCCGGAUGUGCCACAGGAACGGCUAGCCCUCCCUGGGCCUUGUGGAAGCCAUCUCUAACUGCCUCUUCUCCGGUGACCCCAGGGACCGAGCCCAGACUGGAGCUAGGGGCCACCCUGAGCGCCCACCUGCCACCUCAACAACGGACCCCUGACCUCAUGCCAACCCCGUCCCCGCUGGCAGCCCCCCCCUCCUGCCACCCAACAGCCAGACUCCCGGGGGACACUCCAUGGACAGGGCACCUGCUGGACUAAGACCUCACGCAUCUGCCCCGCUGGGCCUGGACUGCCCGGCCUCCUCCCGCCCAGGGGGGUCCUGGGACCCACGUGACCCCUGCCUCCCCCCCCCCCCCCCCCGUCGCUCUCCAAAGCUCUUGCCCACCCUCUUCCCAAGUGCUUUGUGAGCCAGGCAUGGCGG
Perognathus longimembris pacificus (Pacific pocket mouse) is the source of this 1956-nucleotide messenger RNA. RefSeq names its product coronin 2B (gene Coro2b). Gene Ontology annotation, biological process: actin filament organization. Gene Ontology annotation, molecular function: actin filament binding. Bases 89 to 1531 code for a protein of 480 amino acids. The record is from RefSeq and is a predicted model, not a curated record. The transcript is spliced from 13 exons. Lineage: Eukaryota; Metazoa; Chordata; Mammalia; Rodentia; Heteromyidae.